Molecule: messenger RNA, 2914 nt
Organism: Dama dama (fallow deer)
Lineage: Eukaryota; Metazoa; Chordata; Mammalia; Artiodactyla; Cervidae
Gene: PDCL
Product: phosducin like
Exons: 4
Coding region: 223-1128 (301 amino acids)
Biological process (GO): regulation of G protein-coupled receptor signaling pathway
Source: RefSeq, a predicted model, not a curated record
GGCAGCGUGUGUCCGCGCUGACGCAGAAAGGCUGCCCCAUUGGGCCGCGCAGUCGGGACUCAGGCGGCUUUUCUCUUGGUGCUCAAGGUGCGGAGCCACUUCUCUUCCUCCAGCCGAGCGUUACCCUUCUUUCCGUAGUGCCAUCCUGAAGGAUCGGACUGAACUAGGCCGGGGAACUGCACUGAGCUCAGAGCCUGCUGUUGCCGCCCUCUCCCAGGCACGAUGACGACCCUGGAUGAUAAGUUGCUGGGGGAGAAGCUGCAGUACUAUUAUAGCAGCAGUGAGGAGGAGGACAGCGACCACGAGGACAAGGACGGAGGCAGAGGUGCCCUGGCUGGCGGUUCCACGCCCGCAGACGCGGACUUGGCAGGCGAAGGCAUCUCAGUUAACACAGGUCCAAAAGGCGUGAUCAAUGACUGGCGCCGCUUCAAACAGCUGGAGACAGAGCAGCGGGAGGAGCAGUGCCGGGAGAUGGAGAGGCUGAUCAAGAAGCUGUCCCUGAGCUGCAGGUCCCAUCUGGACGAAGAGGAGGAGCAGCAGAAGCAGAAGGACCUCCAGGAGAAGAUCAGUGGGAAGAUGACUCUGAAGGACUUGACCGUGAUGAACGAGGACCAGGACGAUGAGGAGUUCCUGCAGCAGUACCGGAAGCAGAGGAUGGAAGAGAUGCGGCAGCAGCUCUACCAGGGGCCCCAGUUCAAGCAGGUUUUUGAGAUCCCCAGCGGAGAAGGGUUCCUGGACAUGAUCGACAAGGAGCAGAGGAGCACCCUCAUCAUGGUCCACAUUUACGAGGACGGCAUCCCGGGGACCGAAGCCAUGAACGGUUGCAUGCUCUGCCUGGCGGCAGAGUACCCGGCCGUCAAGUUCUGCCGGGUGAGGAGCUCGGUGAUCGGGGCCAGCAGCCGCUUCACCAGGAAUGCCCUCCCUGCCCUGCUCAUCUACAAGGGGGGUGAACUGAUUGGCAACUUUGUCCGUGUCACUGACCAGCUGGGGGAAGAUUUUUUUGCUGUGGACCUUGAGGCUUUCCUCCAGGAGUUUGGAUUGCUCCCAGAAAAGGAAGUUUUGUUGCUAACCUCUGUGCGUAACUCUGCCACCUGCCACAGUGAGGACAGUGAUUUAGAAAUUGAUUGACCAUCUGGGCCGGUGGCAUAGACCUCUCAUGGUUUGGGCUGGGAGACACAUGUUCGCGUGUUUAUUUUCAUUCUUUUGUGUGAUCUUCCGGCUUUUCCCCCUUUUCUUCAUAGUCCCUUCUAUGAUAUGUCAGGUCAAGAAAUUCUCCGAUCAAAUCAGCGUGCUGAAUCACCUUGUGGUUCCCCAUGAAGUGACUUAACAUUGUAUAAACAGGAAGCCAGGCUUUUCCACUGUUUACUUAAGAUCCUCUAGCGUGACAUCUCUGUUAUUGUUUCCAGUCAAUAUUUACAUAGCAUCCUAAAGACAGUGUCGUGGAAAUUGUCUUCAGAUGGUCUCAGAGGUCUCUUUGCCAGGUCCGGGAGUAUAAUCCUAUAGUUAGUGUGUUAUUUGCAACAUAAAUACUACAUUUCCUUCAUCAAUGAUCAUAUUAUAUUCACGUGUAAUCAGACUCAUCACCAUAAAGGGCAGUUAAAUUUUUUAACCCUAAGACCCUGUUCUCCCUAGGGUCUUGUUUAAAGGUUCUGGACCACAUAUGUUUGCCCCAUCAACAGGGGUGACCUUUGCUGCUGGAGUCGAUGUCCUGCUCAGGUGUUGUUAACUCUACAGUAGGAAGGAAGGAUAGAAAUGGGCUUUCCUCUUGAUGCCGGAAAAUCAGCUUGACUUAAAAAUUAGAGCUGGGAUGGAGCUGGGAAGCAUUUUUAAAGAAAGAUCUUUCAAUAAGAUACCCCUGCUCACCUUUUCUCUGUUUCUCUUUUAUUUAACAAGGUAAAAAUUUUUUUUUAUUUGUUUAAUGUAGCUUUUGUUAAUUUUUUUAAAUAUUGGAAAAGUAACCAAUAUUUAAGAAAGGAAAAUUUACCAAAAUACAGAAGCAAAAAAAAGAAAAUUAGAAUACUCUCUAACCUUACUACCUAGGAUAAAACACUAUUAAUAUUUUGGGAUAUUUCCUUCCAAGGUGUUUUCUUUGUAUACACAGACAUUUUGUGUGUUUAUUGUUAAAACAAUGGGAUCAUUCUGAACAUACUGUUUUAUAGUAUGGUCAGCUAAUAUAUCAAAUGUUUUUCUGUGUUAGUAAAUACUCUUUUACAACAUUUUAAAGUUGCUGUUUAUUCCAGUGUAUAGAUGUGCUGUAAUUUGCUGGUGGUUGUCUCUUAAAAACAACCUUUUAAGAGGUAGUUCCUCUUAAAAAGGAAAACAGCAAAGACUUUUUAUUCAAAAAGUAAUUGAUGUUCAUUGUAGAAAAUGUAACAAUAAUUGUUAAACUAAAAAGAUGUAAAAAGCCUUAUAAUUCCACCAACCAAAAAUAAUCCCUGUUAUCAUUUUACAGGUAUCUUGCUGGUCUUCUUUCUGUGUGUUUAUGAUAAUGAUUGUCUUUUGAGUUUUUUUCCUCUUACUUUUUUACUUUGAACUAUGUACAUUGUAGGGUCAGGAAAAAUAUAAUCUGUUAAUUAAAUGUUAGCUUUAAAGUUCAGUUUUGCUUUUCCUGGCUUUUUAGGAAUUGACUAACUGUAAUAGGGUCUUGACAGUAUCUCUUGUAGUUAACCAGAAAAAGAAACUGCAUGGUGUUUUUUUUAAUUAAAAAAAGCUUAUUGUAGAAAGUAUUUGGGAAGUAUAGAAAUUAGAAACAGAGACAGCUAUUGUCAAUGUUCUUGUUUAUUUCCUUCCAGCUUUUUCAAUAUUUUUAGUAAUAUUGAGAGCUUAUUGAAUUUAAUUCUAUGUUUUGUUUAACUUAAUGUUGUAUCAUAAAUGCUUUGACAUGUUAAAUUCUAAAUAAAUAACUUUUAAUGGC